ACCGCGAGGUGCUAUUUUCUCUAGUCUGAAAACAGCGUGUUAGUGAUCAGACCACGGCCCAAGUAUUCUAAGCACCCUCUCAGCUCCACCAAUACUGCAAAUCGUGUGAUCCGGCUGUGGUUGUUAGGGAGAGGAUGGUUGAAGUCUUUGGAUCGCGAUGGUCGGGGACGGAAUGGACCGCGGAUGGUUCUCCAGGAUUUGACCGCGCAUCGGAGCAGGUCCAGGUGUGUGAAUUGGCGAAACGGGGUCCAGAGGUUCAGACAACAGUGUGCGAUAUCACCAUCCCUCACCUCUGUCAAUCCGAUGGCGAUGCUGAAAUCGGAGCCCAGGUGACGUUGAAUGCGACCGUCUGGAAGUUUCUUGCCCAGGGUGGCACCUCUGCGCGACCCAGGUCGUGGUCCCCAAUUCGAGCCAUCGCAGACCAUCGACCUCAGGCGUUUUCCGACAAGAAUCCUUGGUGCGAGCGACCGACUGCAAGUGGAGAGGCCAGCUGGGGGCGGGCGCGUUCGGGAGGCAGAAGAUCGGGGCAGGCAAAUGGGAAGAAGCUCUGGGUUACUUACCAUGCACUGGGCCAGAUAAGCGAAAAGAAGCGAGCCGAAUGACUAUAGCACCAAAACACGCAAUUCGGCACCAGACAGUCUCCGCAUCGGGGGUGGGGGUGGACAAGGGGAUUGCGAUAAAUUUGUUGUUGCGCCAGCAAAAGAGAAAGAAAGAGAAGAGAGCUUCGGGCCCGCUGAAGACACUCUCGAGUCUCCCCGGACUUUGCCAGCGCUG
Messenger RNA from Aspergillus ibericus CBS 121593, 774 nucleotides. RefSeq lists its product as uncharacterized. Lineage: Eukaryota; Fungi; Ascomycota; Eurotiomycetes; Eurotiales; Aspergillaceae. The record is from RefSeq and is a predicted model, not a curated record. The transcript has a single exon. Bases 135 to 602 code for a protein of 155 amino acids.